CCCAUAGGUGCAGCCAGGGGCGCGCCGGAUGGCGGCGCGGAAGUCCGGGCUCUUCCUCGUGGGGUGGCGGCAGCAGCAUGGAGGGAGACUUCGGCCCCGGGGUCGCGCGUCGGGCGCUGGGCCGCCUGCUGGAGGCAGUGCUGGCGAACCGCGGCGAGGCCAACGCGGUGUUCGACAUCCUGGCGGUGCUGCAGUCUGAGGACCAGGGGGAGAUCCAGGAAGCAGUGCGCGCAUGCAGCCGCCUUUUUGGGGCCUUGCUGGAGCGGGGAGAGCUGUUCGUGGGCCAGCUGCCCUCUGAGAAGAUGGUCAUGGCUGGGUCCCAGAGGGCCACAAGGAAGUACAAGGUGUGGAUGAGGCACCGUUACCACAGCUGUUGCAACCGCCUGGGAGAGCUCCUUGCUCACCCCUCCUUUCAGGUUCAGGAGCUGGCUCUCGGGACACUCAUGAAGUUCGUGCAGCUGGAAGGAGCACAUCCUCUGGAGAAACCCAAGUGGGAAGGCAACUAUCUGUUCCCCCGCCAGCUCUUCAAGUCUGUGGUGGAAGGCGUGCUCUCUCCAGAGGAGGACCACUCGCUGCUCCUCUCCCAGUUUCGGGAGUAUCUGGAACACGAUGACAUCUGCUACCACACGAUGCAAGCGGCCACAGACGUUGUGGUUCAGGUCGCCAAUGGACACCCUGAGCAGGUACCUCUCACAUUCUGGAACAAUGCCUUCACGCUGCUGUCCGCUGUGAGUCUGCCCCACCAGGAGAGUGAAGCACUCAACUUCUAUGUGAAGCGUGCUGGUGCAGCAGGAGGCUGGGGUCUGGGAUGGGGGAAGGUACAUGUAGCCUCAUCACCCCCAACCCUGCAGGAGCACAAGAAGGCCUUCCAGCUGAUGUGGCUCAGCUUCCUCAAAUACAAGCUGCCGCUCAGCCUCUGCAAGAAGGUGCUCGUGAUCAUGCAUGACUCCAUCCUGCCACACCUGGCCCAGCCAAGCCUCAUGAUCGACUUCCUCACCCAUGCCUACAACAUGGGGGGCGCUGUCAGUCUUUUGGCCUUGAAUGGACUCUUUAUCCUGAUUCACGAGCACAACCUGGAGUACCCUGACUUCUACCGGAAGCUCUAUGGCCUCCUGGACCCAUCCAUCUUUCAUGUCAAGUAUCGGGCCCGCUUCUUCCAUCUGGCCGAUCUCUUCCUGUCCUCCUCUCACCUGCCUGCCUAUCUGGUGGCUGCCUUUGCCAAGCGCCUGUCCCGCUUGGCCCUGACGGCCCCUCCCGAGGCCCUGCUUAUGGUCUUGCCCUUCAUCUGCAACCUGCUGCGCAGACACCCGGCCUGCCACAUCCUUGUGCACCGCCCUCAGGGCCCAGAGCUGGAUGCCGACCCCUAUGACCCUGAAGAAGAGGACCCUGCCAUGAGCCGAGCCCUGGAGAGCUCCUUGUGGGAGCUGCAGAAGGUGGUGACGUCCCGCAUCCCCUGCAGACCCUGCAGCAGCACUACCACCCAGAGGUGUCCAGGGCCGCUGGCGUCAUCAGUCAGGCGCUGUCCACAUCCGAGGUCAGCAUUGCACCGCUCUUGGGGCUCACUGCGUUCGAGGUCUUUGAGCAGGACCUGAAGAAGAAGGGGCCGGAGUCAGUACCACUGGAGUUCAUCCCAGCCCAGGGCCUACUGGGCCGGUGGGACGACCUCUGCGCCCAGCACUUCACACUCAGCUGAUCUGUGCACUGCCUUCCCCCAAAAUAAACAGCUAAUGUAGGGGA
Messenger RNA from Manis pentadactyla (Chinese pangolin), 1737 nucleotides. It is a transcript of the gene NOC4L, whose product is annotated as nucleolar complex associated 4 homolog. The record is from RefSeq and is a predicted model, not a curated record. The transcript is spliced from 14 exons. NCBI's taxonomy places the organism in Eukaryota, Metazoa, Chordata, Mammalia, Pholidota, Manidae. Gene Ontology annotation, cellular component: small-subunit processome; nucleolus; Noc4p-Nop14p complex. Bases 78 to 1592 code for a protein of 504 amino acids. Gene Ontology annotation, biological process: ribosome biogenesis.